AUGCGCGACGUGAACUAUCAAGUGUCAGCAGUGCCGAUCGAUCACGGAAUAAUUUUAUUGAUUACAGCCGGCGCGAGGGACGGAGGAGGCAGGAGAUACCCGGUGAUCGUGUUCGUGCACGGGGAGAGCUAUGAAUGGAGCAGCGGGAACCCUUACGACGGCAGCGUGUUGGCGAGCUACGGGGGUGUCGUCGUCGUCACCAUAAAUUAUAGACUCGGCAUUUUAGGCUUUCUAAACGCCAACACGGAUUCGCACUUACGCUCGCCGGCGAAUUACGGGUUGAUGGAUCAGAUCGCGGCGUUACACUGGGUCCAGGAAAAUAUCGGUUACUUUGGUGGUGAUUCAAGGAACGUGACGUUGAUCGGCCACGGUACCGGAGCCGCUUGCGUUAAUUUCCUAAUGACCAGUCACGCGGUACCAGACGGACUGCUGUUUCAUCGUAGCGUUCUAAUGUCUGGUAGCGCGCUGUCACCAUGGGCGCUGGUGAGAGGAGCCGCAAAUUACGCUCUGCAAGUUGCCAAACAUCUAAAUUGCUCGUGGGCUGCAGGUGAUUCUCAGGCAUUGCUCAGAUGUCUGAGAGAGGUGCCGCUGAACGCGUUGGUUUCGGUACCGGUAAAAGGCUUGGAAUUCGCUCCUGCUUUCGGGCCGAGCAUAGACGGCGUCGUGAUUGAUCCAGGCGAUCCCGAUGAUCAGGACUUCACUCUGCAAGUGGAUACGAUCAAUACGCUGAACAACAUCUUGCUGCGGAAGGACGUCAUAUCGAAACUCUCAAGGUACGAUCUGAUGAUCGGCGUUGUCCGGUCGGAAGCGUAUUUCGCUUUAACGGCGGAUGACGCGCAGUACGGGAUCGAGGCUGACAGACGGACGAAGAUUCUACGGGAGUUUGUGCGUAACACGUACACGUAUCAUCAAGCAGAGAUCUUGGCGACGAUAAUCAACGAGUAUACCGAUUGGGAACGGCCUGUGCAGCAUCCGGUGAACAUAAAAGACGAAACCUUGGAGGCUUUGGGGGACGCGAACACCGUGGCGCCGGCUACGAGAACGGCAGACCUUCACAGUCAAUCCCAUCGAAACUCCUACCUGUACGUGUUCGAUUAUCAGACGAAGUUCGGCGAUUAUCCACAGAGACCAGGCUGCAUCCACGGCGAGGAUCUGCCGUAUUUUUUCGGUGCGCCGUUGGUAGGUGGCCUAUCUCAUUGGCCGAAGAACUACACGAGGGCAGAGGUCGCCCUGUCUGAAAGCGUGAUACUCUAUCUGACGAAUUUCGCACGCACCGGAAAUCCGAACGAGGGGAUGCCAGACGUAGGACCGCUGAGACCUGAGAGAACAAAGUUCAAGAACAUUGAUUGGAUCGCUUACGAAUCGGUGCACAAGAAAUACCUGAGCAUAGAGCUCAAGUCGAAGCUGAAGAACCACUACAGGGCGCACAGGCUCUCGUUUUGGCUGAACCUCGUGCCCGACCUCCACAAGCCGGGCUCCGACGACGUUCCGAGAUCGCAUCAUCUUCUUGACACCGAACAGGUGCCGCCUAGAUUCAUCCAGAGGAUACCGACGACGACACGGAUGACCACGGCGGAAGUGACCAUCACGGAGAAGACGCAAAACGUCUCGACAGCAAUACCCAGCGAACUAGCGUUCGAAGACUCAACUGCCCAGCCGGAAGACGGAUUCGCGGCUUACUCGACAGCCCUCAGCGUAACGAUAGCGAUCGGCUGUAGCCUAUUGAUACUCAACGUCCUAAUUUUCGCCGGUGUGUACUAUCAACGCGACAAGAGCAACCAGCACAAUUGCUCAAAGAAGCGCCAGGAGAACGGACAGAUGCCCAACAACAUUUGCGGGGAUCUGGACACGAAGACUGCCGAGAGACACCACAUCCAACACAUUCCGCCACCUGAGUUCGCGGACUUGCAGAACAACAGCUGCCACGUACCGAUGCCGCCGCCACCGCCGAAAAACACGAAACCAGGGAAACCGGGACAGAACCUGAUCAUCAGUCCUAAUCAGCUGCAGCAGGAGAGCAUGGCGAUGACCGGCACCGGGACGCUGAAAAAGGGCCACAAUCAUCAGCAGCAGGUGAUGGACGAGCUGAGGGUUUGACUCCACGAGCACCUCGUGAGUGUGGCUGAACAAUUACGAACGACUGACAGCGACGUGAAGUUCGAGGACGGUUUAAGCGAGGUGCUACUUCGACUUUUCGGCACUCGCUCAUGCACUUGAGCGAGGAAUACGCUCGAGGUUUGGAGGAAACGUUCUGAAGCCUUGUCGUGAAGUUCUUGGCAGUUCUAGGCAAACGAAAGGAGAUCGAGGUACAUCGAAUUUAUUGUAAUACCGGAUUAUCUCCUACGAGACCUGUCGAUACGAGUUCUGGUUCAUCAAUCAUUUCUUUGUAAUCCAGUAGAGGUAAUGUUAAUUCACGACAAUGCGAUGAACGUGCAUUCGAGACGGUGCUUGUUGCUGACAAACUGAUCCAAGUCCCUUGAACGAUGUCGUUCGCCUGUGGUGAAAUCUUGCGAGCAUACGAUAGAGAGACACGCGCGCAGAAGUGUCUGACCCGUUAUCCUUUUUCUACUUACUCCGAGCAAGCGGAGACAAAGAAGAAAACCAACACGCGACCAACUGCCGAGAAAUCGUAUAGUAAUUAACGAUGUCUAAGUAGAAUCUUCGAUCCUUGAGGAAACAUUGGAACUGUUUCCCGGCGAUGGCUCAAUCGAUAUCUCGAAACCAUUGUUUUUCCUUUUGUAACUCUUCAUACAGUCCAAAGGAUCUUUUCCUUCUCUCUGAUCGAAGAAUCGAACCUUGUCGAGGAUAUUCUGUUGAACAAAAAUGAGAAAUCUGUAAUUAACACGGCGUGAGAAGGUGAACAUUCUGUUUCUGAGCGACGUUCACUUCGAUAUCAGGCAGAAAGAAUCCACGUACGAGUCAGACAGAUCUGCUCUUUCGAAAAGACGAUAGAUUCUCGGUCAGACUUCCGAUUCGAUGACUCGUACGUAUUAUUCGACUUCUCCUUUGUAGAAACGUUAGUUCCUUUCGAAUAAAAUCCGCUUGCAUCAUCGACGACAUUCCAGUAGUCCGUGGAACUUCUCAUUCUUCUUUUGUUAAACUAAAUUAAUCGAAGUAUCUUCGAUUGUCCCACGAAAAAAAAGAGAGAGAGAGAAAGAUACAGAGCCUUGAAUCGAUCGUUCGAUUAUUUACGCUCUGUCACUGCCACGGGGAAACUCGAGCUCGUGCGACGAAAUUCGAAGAGCUGAAAAUAGUGUCGUUUGGCCUAGAUGCUCAAUAAAAAUAUUGCGAAACUAAAGGAACGAACGAAAAUUUUUGAAAAUAGGCACCGAUGGCACCGAUACGAUUGAGAUCUUGAAUCAAACAGCGCCGUAAGGGGGUUCUUUUUUUUUUUUACUAAUACGAAAGACGGGAUUGAAGAAACACGAUCAGCUUAUGAUAGAUGAUUUGUCACUAAAAUUAUACAACAGCAUACUGCCAAAAAUUGGAAGCGAUACUUUUAGCUGGGAACGCGAAAUACGUCGAUACGAAAGAUCGUUGAUACAGUCGUACGUACAGUCGCGAUUCGAGCAAGAAGGAAACAAGGAAACACGUGAUUUUUGGUCCAAUUUUUUUUUCUUUUUAGAGCGUCACUACGUCGGACAUUCUAAAAAAAAAAGAAAAAAAAGAAAAAAAGAAUAUGGACAAACUGUACGAAAACAGGAUGGAUUUAGAACUGUAAAUAAUGAUUAAUUUAACUUAGUGAUUCGUCGAGUCGUUUGUGGCGAAAAUUUGGUGGUGUAUGAAACGACGAAGAAACGAGGAAUCCGAUUGUAACUGCACUUGUGUCGAGUAACAAGAUGGUGUGUCAGCGUAGAAGCACUGGACGUAAUUUUAAAUUUGUAUAUAAUUGACAUUACAAUAAACUGUGUAAACAAUUA
Molecule: messenger RNA, 3920 nt
Organism: Frieseomelitta varia
Lineage: Eukaryota; Metazoa; Arthropoda; Insecta; Hymenoptera; Apidae
Gene: NLG-3
Product: neuroligin-1-like
Exons: 10
Coding region: 1-2097 (698 amino acids)
Biological process (GO): chemical synaptic transmission; synaptic vesicle endocytosis; presynaptic membrane assembly
Cellular component (GO): cell surface; postsynaptic membrane; synapse
Molecular function (GO): signaling receptor activity; neurexin family protein binding
Source: RefSeq, a predicted model, not a curated record